Molecule: messenger RNA, 1378 nt
Organism: Austrofundulus limnaeus
Lineage: Eukaryota; Metazoa; Chordata; Actinopteri; Cyprinodontiformes; Rivulidae
Gene: pnp4b
Product: purine nucleoside phosphorylase 4b
Exons: 7
Coding region: 18-977 (319 amino acids)
Biological process (GO): nucleoside metabolic process
Cellular component (GO): cytoplasm
Molecular function (GO): purine-nucleoside phosphorylase activity
Source: RefSeq, a predicted model, not a curated record
GUGUCUGCAGAGCCUGAAUGAACCAAUCAGAGAAGCUCUGGCUGUGUGCCUCCUCCUCAUUUUCUUCUUCUGGAGUUGGUGGGACCACGAUGCACGGCAAAGGCAGCUCCUGCUGCUGCUCAUUUGAUGACUACAACCUGACCACCGAGUGGCUGCUGAACCAGACGAAUCACCGUCCAAAGGUGGCGGUGAUCUGUGGCUCAGGACUUGGGCUGCUGGCUGAUGGAGCCGUCAACAAACAGACGUUCAGAUAUCAGGACAUCCCUAACUUCCCUGUGAGCACAGUUCCAGGUCAUGAAGGCUGUUUGGUGUUUGGGACAGUUGAAGGCACUUCCUGUGUCUUCAUGAAGGGUCACUUCCAUCUCUGUGAAGGUUACUCGCUCUGUCAGGUGACCUUCCCUGUACGCAUCUUCAAGCUGAUGGGGGUUGAGUCUGUGCUGGUGACCAACGCCUCAGGGGGAAUCUGUCCAGACUUCAAGGUUGGAGACAUAAUGAUCAUCAAAGACCACAUCAACCUGCCCGGCUUUGCUGGACAGCACCCUCUGUGUGGACCCAACGAUGAGCGGUUCGGGAUCCGGUUCCCCUGCAUGUCAGAUGCUUACAGCAAAGAUCUGAGGAGUCUGAGCCUGGAGGUGGGCUCAGAGCUCGGCUGCAGCCACUUCCUUCGAAGUGGAGUUUACUGCAUGGUGAGUGGACCAAACUUUGAGACCAUCGCUGAGGCCCGAAUGCUGCGGACCCUGGGCUGCGACUCAGUGGGUAUGAGCAUGGUUCCUGAGGUGACUGUGGCCAAACACUGUGGACUCAGAGUUCUUGGGCUGACCCUCAUCACCAACAAGGUGUCUCUGGACUACAGCCGUGAAGACAAGGUGAACCACGAUGAGGUUCUGGAGAUCUGCAAGAUGAGGGCGGAGCUUCUGCAGAAACUUGUCACGACGCUGAUUGGUCGCUGCCAGCAGCAGAGCAUCAACAGGCACUGAGACAGGACUGAGUUUACCUGCGACCCACCUGAGGCCCCACCUGAGGUCCCACCUGAGGCCCACCUGAGACCCCACCUGAGGUCCCACCUGAGGUCCCACCUGAGGUCCCAUCUGAGGUCCCACCUGAGGCCCCACCUGAGACCCCACCUGAGGUCCCACCUGAGGUCCCACCUGAGGUCCCAUCUGAGGUCCCACCUGAGUCCCACCUGAGUCCCACCUGAGGUCCCACCUGAGGUCCCAUCUGAGGUCCCACCUGAGUCCCACCUGAGGUCCCACCUGAGGCCCCACCUGAGACCCCACCUGAGGCCCCACCUGAGGCCCCACCUGAGGCCCCACCUGAGGCCCCACCUGAGGCCCCAGGGCCCUGAGUAGUCUAAACUGAAAAUAAACUCUUCAGCACA